Uncinocarpus reesii 1704 is the source of this 642-nucleotide messenger RNA. RefSeq lists its product as uncharacterized. Lineage: Eukaryota; Fungi; Ascomycota; Eurotiomycetes; Onygenales; Onygenaceae. Bases 1 to 642 code for a protein of 213 amino acids. The record is from RefSeq and is a predicted model, not a curated record. The transcript has 2 exons.
AUGGCUAUUCCCUCGCCCAAGAAUGACUCUAUUGAAACCAUGGUCCCCCGAGACAUCGGAAACCUCCAACGCCUGCAUGCCAAACAAAAGAUUCAAACAACUUCUUCUGAGCAGCGUGCUCUUAUCAGAACUCAUAGACUUUCUGCCACAGUCACAGCUUCGAAUCAUGGGCCCGGUAACAUAGACCCAAGGAUCCUGGUGACUCGCCAAGGCAAAAUGAACCUCUGUGAAAUUGCGGCGACCGCCCUAGCCGUAUUGCAGGAACGCGAGCAGGGUCCAUCGCACUCAAGGAUGGAGCUGUGCCGGAUUGCUGCUCUUGGUUUAGCUGCUAUGGAGGAGCGCGAGAGGACACCGAUAGAUUCGAGGGAGCUACGCCGGAUAGCCACUCUUGGCUUAGAGGCCAUGGAAGAACGGGAGAGGACGCCGAUAGAUUCGAGGAAGUUGCGCAGGAUCGCUACUCUUGGUCUAGCUGCUAUGGAAGAGCGCGAGAGGACACCGAUAUAUUCAGGGGAGCUGCGCAGGAUCGCUACCCUUGGUCUAGCUGCCAUGGAAGCGCGCAACAGGGCACCAAUAAAUUCGAGAGAGCUUUGUCGAAUUGCUUCACUCUCCCUCGCGGCUUUGGGUGAAUACGAAGAACCCUAG